Molecule: messenger RNA, 1230 nt
Organism: Cynoglossus semilaevis (tongue sole)
Lineage: Eukaryota; Metazoa; Chordata; Actinopteri; Pleuronectiformes; Cynoglossidae
Gene: pabpn1l
Product: PABPN1 like, cytoplasmic
Biological process (GO): nuclear-transcribed mRNA catabolic process, deadenylation-dependent decay
Cellular component (GO): nucleus
Molecular function (GO): poly(A) binding
Source: RefSeq, marked provisional
AGUGAUCUUUUCGGAGAAGCAGUGUCCGGUCGAUGUUCUGUCUUCUUACGCCGCUGCAGGUGCCAUGUUUGAGCAGUAAGUGAGGGAGAAAGCAUGGCGGAGAAUCAUUCAGAAUACGGCUACCUGGAGGAGGGCGAGUGUGCCGAGGAUCAUUACCCCGAGGACCCGGAACUUGCAGCCAUCAAGGCCAGGGUUCAGGAGCUAGAGAUGGAAGAGGAGACGGAGCGACUGAAGGAUGAAGACGGACCAGAAAUGCAUCUAGUGACCAGUAGUCCUCACCCUGCUCCUUUCUACAAUAUGACUCCAGAAGAGAGGAUAGAUGCAGACAACAGAUCAAUAUAUGUAGGAAAUGUUGACUACGGAGCCACUGCAGAUGAGUUAGAAAUCCAUUUUAAUGCCUGUGGGCCUGUUAACAGAGUAACCAUUCUGUGUGACCGGUUCUCUGGACAUCCCAAGGGUUUUGCGUACAUUGAGUUCUCCGAUCGAGACUCUGUGCAGAGUGCCAUCGGUUUGCAUGAAACCUUGUUCAGAGGAAGAGUUCUCAAGGUGUUACCCAAGAGGACCAACAUGCCAGGAAUCAGCACAACCGACAGGGGAGGCCACAGAGGUGGGCACACCAGAGGAAGAGGCAGGGGAUUCCGUCCCCCCAGAUUUGCCAGUAGCUCACGAGGACGGUUCCGAUACCAGCUGACCAGGCCUCAACAUCAAACGCCCCACCCCUACUACGGAGGCCAGCCAGUGGCGAAGAGACAGUGGGGGCAGAUGGACUAUCCUGAACAGAUGCCCAAACGUUACCCGUGUCUCCUUCUCAUCACACCACCAUCGGAUGAGCUGGGAGAAGGAUCCAGCGGGCAACCAUACCCUCAACAACGUUAAUUCUACCCUUCCUGAUGGUUGAAGCGAUUCAACUUUUAAUCUGUUCUUCUUCAGCAUUACUCACUGGAGUGUGUAUGUGUAUACCAAGAGAAUGGACCGAACUACCUUCACCUCUACAACACUCUAAUUAGGUGAGACGUAAAGAAACGAGAUCUGAACACAGCGAUUGUUUCCAUUGUGAGUUGAUGUCGCUGUGGAUGCACGGACAGUCUCUGAAAGAAUGCAUUUGCACCUCUUGAUGUUUUUACAAACUGAAUGUUUUGCUGCUGACCUUAAUGUAAAUUAUGAGGCUCUGUGUAUAAUUUUUGCUAUGUAAGUAAAUAAAUAAAUAAAAGAUGUUGUACUUAAUGGACA